CAAAAUGGCACAAGAUUUUCAGCGACGUUAAAAACUUAUACCACUUAAACCAUUAACAUGUAGUGUAAAAAUGUUGACAUCUUAAACGUCAUUUUUUCAAAAAUCUAUAUUUCAUGUAGAUACUAUAAAUUGUGUUAAUUGUAUUUAUAUUACAAACAUUUUUACGUCAAAAUGUAAAAAUGUCGCAUCUACACAGGAGAACCUCCGCAUUCCACAAUGAAAACAAAUUACCCUAUCGAGUUAGAUCAGAGGGAAGAAUGAAAACUUACGAUUCUUCAACAGAUGCUAGGGCUUGGUCAAAUGUUGUAGAGGAGAGAAGACAACACAUUGUGGAAUAUCUAAGUGGAGAUAAAAUUAAUUCAAGUAUUGGGCAAUUUGUACCUGCAUGUUGCUUGAUAGAAGGCAUAUUAGCAUCAAAAAAUGAAAGACUUAAGUGUUUAAAGAAGAAAACGGAAUAUAUGGAAAAAAUUGUUCAGUUAUAUUCGCGACUCAAUUUGACGCCAGAACAAGAAGAGGAACUACUAAAAAUUAAAAAUAGUUUUCAAAUAUAUACUGAAGUCCAAGGGAAACUGAAAGAAGAUAACGAAAAAACUGACCAGGAUCAAAGAGAAAUGUUUAAAAUUUUUGAAGCAGACUGGAAAGAAGCGUAUACAGAAAUAAGUAAUCAUAUUUCUACUCCUUCUUCUGGCAGUGUUGAACUAUCAAAUUCAGAUGUUAGUUGUAAGGCGGUUUGUGAAAAUAUUACACAAAAAAUUAUCAUAGAAGGAGUUGUGACAUUAUCAAACCAAAUAGUUCCGAAAAUAAUCCCAAAAGGUUAUUUUGCAGGAACAGGUAUCACACUUUCUGAAUUAAAAUCAACUCACGAAGUACAAACAGAUGUCCAAGAUUUUGCACAAAUUGCAGAAACUAUUCAAAGUAUAAGUGAAAUAAAAUUUGAAGAACCUGAAGAUGAAAAAGAAGUACAUAUUUUAGUUAAUGAAAUUACAAAAAACAUUGAACACCAAGAAAUUGUACUUAAUAAUGCAGAUUCAGAAGAAAAAUUAUCGCUCAAUGAAUUAGUUGAAAAUAAAACUUUAAUUUCAUACGAAAAAGGAGACUCUGUUAUGAUACAAACAGAAGAACACCUAAAAAUUUUAAAGGAUCAGCUAUCUCAAACUGAGCAACAUAUACAAACUAACGUUAAUUUAAAACAUAAAGCAUCGAUGUGUGAACAAACAAUUAAGGUUAAUGAAGAUGUACAACACGAAACAGCACAAACUGCAGAAUUUCGUAAACUUAUGAUAUGUACACGUUCUACAAGCUGUCCUUGCCUCCAAAAAAAUAAAAUAUUGAUGAUGAAAACUACAAGUACAAACCAAAUUCGGUUGAUUUCUAAAAAAAAUUAUUUAAGAUUAAUAUGUUUUCCUUUUGAUAAAAUAAAUCAGCAAGCAGCGGUAAAAUAUGCAAAUGAACACGAGUAUCGUGAUGCCACCAACUCAAUAGAUGUGAGUCAGAUAUAUAAAGAAACCAAUUUUCCAAACCAACAGGAACGAAAAAAUAAUUAUUAUCAAAUUACAUUUGCACUAAUAGACCAUGAAUUGGAUGAUUCUUCAUUACUUAUACAUAAAACAACUGAAAUAGUUGCACUUAAAGAUGCUUUAGAGGCAAAAGAAUCGUACUGCUUGGAGCAGAGAAAACAUGAUACUGUUGCCUUAGAGAAGCUUGAAAGUAUUAAAAAUGUUAUUGAAGAAUGUGAUGAUUUAAAAAAAAAAUUAGAACGGUCGCAGGAAGAAUUAAACCAAUUAAAGAAAGACAAUGAAUUCAUUAAACCGAUAUUCAUCCAGCAUGAUCAGGCAAGUGAAACUGAAAAAGAAACCGAUAGCUUGAGCAUAUACAAUCUAACACCAAAAGCUAAGACACAAAUCAUCACAAGAGAUAUGCAAAUAAAAAAGAAAUUCUCUGACCAACUUGCCAAUGCACAUAAAGAGAACUUGGUUCUUAAAGAAAAAUUAUCAAAUUUUGAAUGUUUAUUUAGUAAACUUGGAAUUUGCGAUUUAAGUAAUAUUUAUAUUGAAGAAUUACAAAUUAAAUUGCAAUGUCUUAAAGAAACUACGAGAGAAAGAGAUAAUUUAAAAAAUAAAGUUGAAAUUUUGGAAACUCAAUUGAGCUCUUAUAAUUAUGUACUUGAAGAUAUUGAAGUUUUUAAGCAACGGUCUUUAUUACUGGAUGAAGUGUUACAUGAUCGUGACCGUUUAAGUAAACGAGUUGAGCAAUUGAGAGGUUUAGAUGAAGAAGUUAUUAAUCUUAGAAAAAAGGCUUUAAGGGUAGACCAAUUAGAGGAUGACUUAAGGAAAAUUUUGAAAGAUAAGCAAAUUGUCGAAGAAGAGGUUGAUCGACUACGAGGAAAAUGUUCAAUUACAGAAAUACAAGUACUUACACAAAAAGCCGAAGGAGACGAAUUACAAUCAAAAUUAGUUUGCAUGGAGCAUGAAAUUGAAAAUCUUAAAGGUGUAUCUGUGGAAAAACAGAGACUUAUUGAAGAAAGGGACCAUUUAAAACAAAAUUUAGAUGAAUUAGUAAGAAUGCAAGGUGAUUUCGAACACAUGAAAAAACAGAUGAAAUGCUUGGAGAUACUAAAAGCUGAAAGGGACAUGUUUAAAUCCAAAUAUGAGAAUUUAAUCGGUCUGGAAUGUGAAUGUGAUAUUUUGAGAACACAAGUAGAAAAGGGAAAGGUUAUCGAAAAGGAGAGAGAAACGCUAGAAAAUCAAGUGGAUGAUUUGCAAACCUGUAUUUUCGAACAAGAGGCCGAAAUUCGACGCCUGGUUGGCCAUAUUGAUGCGUUGGCUAAAGGAAGAGAUGAACAACAAGAAAAAUUAAAAGAAGUAAUAACAAAUAUGCGAGCUGAGUUAGAACAAAAGGACACUUUAAUUGUAUCAGCAGAAGAAAAAUUGGCCACUUUACAGAAAGAAUUAGGCAACUCAAUUAAUGGUUUGAGCACCGAAACAGUUGAUUUAAAAGUUCAAAAUGAAAAAUUAGAAAAGCUACUUGAAAAAUAUGAUAAUGAAAAUACAGAAUUAAAAGAAAAUAUAACCGUCUUAUUAAGAAACAAUGAAAACUUAACUAUCCAAAUAAAAGAUAUAAUGAAUGAAAAUAACUUUUUGUUAACAAAAGUGGAAGAAAAAGAAAAUUCAUUGAAUACUUUAAAAGAAGUCCUUCACGAUCAUGAAUACAUUUUAGAUGAAUUUCAAAAAAUUCAAUUUCAUUCCAGAGAUACUUCAAGAGAUAUAGAAACUGAGACUGACGAGCUUAAUUUAAUAACGGUAGCUAGACAACAAAGUAUAACUGUACAAGAAAAACUUACCAAAAUAAGUAAAAUAGCCGGAGAUAAUCAUUUUCAACAAUUAUUACUACAAUCGAAACAAGCUGUACAAAAAAUUGCUAAUGAACUAGAGAAGCAAUACAAUGAUUGGGAUUGCUUUAAAACUAAGCUUAGUAGUAAUGGAAAAAAUAACGACUCUGGAAGACUUUGUUCUUGUAACAAAGAUAUGUAUAUAGGAUAUUGUUUUACAAAUGAUACUGGUAUACGUGAUAAAUAUCAAAGAAGAAGAUGUAUGCGUGCAUUACGAAAAAGAAAAUGUUCUAGAUAUCCUAAUCAAGAAAUUAGUUCAAUUAAAGAUAGUGGAAAACGAGAUAAUUUCACAGGAAUUGAAAAACCUGAUUCAGUCCAUAUACAAACAGAUAUUGCAGGUAAAUUGAUACCUCACAAUGUAUGCUUUUCAGAAGUCGAAUGUGAGGAUAAGAGGGAAACACCUGUCGAUGAUAAUUAUCGUAUCAAAUCGAAGAAAAUUCAAACAAGUGACGAUGCUUCUACUUUUAUAGGAGAUUCUCUUAACCAACUAUUUGAAAAUAAUGAAAACGAACCUAAAGUCAACCAAAAAGAAGAAGAUGCUGAAGCGUUUGAAUCUGCUCGUUCACUUGAUUGUGCACUAUGUAAGACUUUAGGAGAGCGACUUCAAGUACUCGAGAACGAAUUAUCAGCCACCAAUGAUACAUUGAUACAAUUGCAAGAUAAAUUAGAUAGAACUUCGGCUGAAAAUGACGCUUUACGUCGUCAUUCUGCAGAGGUACAAGAAGUCGCUAAGGAUCAAAUUAAGAAUCUUGUUGACUUCCUUAAAGAAUCUAAAGAAAAAUGCUCUGGUUUGGAAAAAGAAAGUAACAGGCUUAUUCAGAGUAAUUGUACGAUACUAUUUGAAAAAGAUCAACUUUUAAACGAUAUUAUCAGACUUCAAAAAGAGAAAGAUGAUUUACAAAAAAUGUUAGCGAACAAUAUAGUCGUGACAAAUGAACUAAGAGACGAAACAAUUAAGUUACAAAAACUGGAAAAAGUUAUAAACAAAGUUAAACCAGAUACGGCUGAUAACGAUUUAAUUGAAUCAGUUCAAGUGGAAAAUACAAACUUGAAAAAAACAAUUUCGGCUCAGUUUAAAGAAAUUUCUAAACUGCUUGAUAAAAUAAAAACUCCUUCCAUACCCAUACCAAUUCAAGAACAUAAAAUUGAUCUUGACCAAGAUGUUUUGAAAAAACAUAUCGAUAAUUUGGAAAAUCAACUAAAACAAUUGGAGGAAAUAACUAAAACUGAAGUUUUCUCUGAAAACGUACAUAUUACCAUAAACGAUUUAAUUAAAAGAUUGGAAACAGAGGAAUAUAAAGCAGAAAUAAGAGAAAACACUUUAAAAAAUAUAAAAGCAACUGAUCCUGCAGCAUUAUUAAAUGUAGAAAUAGCAAAACUUAAACAAAAAAUGUGCUUAAUUGAACAAGACAAUUCAAAACUACAAGAAGUUAUUCUACAAAAAAACAUAGAAUUGGAAUCACAGAUAAAUGUUUUUGAUAUAGUCCAAAUAGAAAAACAAAAAUUAUUUAGGGACAUUUUAAAAUUACAGGAAGAGAAUAUAGAACUGAAAAGAGGUACAGCAGAAUAUUUAAAAUUGGAAAUGGAAUUACAGAAUAACGCAAAUGAACUUAAAAAUGCUACCGACAAAAUAUCAUGCCUUUUAGUAGAUGUUAGUACUUUGAAGGAAGAAGAAGUAACGUACUUAAAAGAAAACCAAUGUUUAAAAACUGAAAUAACAAGGCUAAAAGAUCAACUUGAUGUAACACUUAACUCUCUCACAUUAUCGUCUCUUCGAUUUUCUGAAUUGCAAGAUGAAACUGCAAAAUUAAAACAGACAUAUAAACAAUUAGAAAACGAUAACAUAAAUUUAAAAAAAGAUCUAGAAAACACUGAUACUUCUACACAAAAUGUUACUGACAGAUUAAAUCAAGUCGUAAAUGAAAAUAUUACAUUAAAAGAUGUAAAUGAAGUAACUGCUCAUCAAUUAGCAAAUGCAAAGAAUGUCCUUGAAAAUACUAUUUUGGAAGCACGAAAAUCAUUAACGCAGAGAGACAGUCAAAUUGAAAUGUUAAAAGACCAGGUAACCAAAUGUGAGUUUGAAAAUUAUACUCUAAAGAAAGAUUUAGAUGAAGCCAUAAAUAAUUUAACUAAAAGUAAUGAUGAAGUUUGUCAAUUAUCACAGAAAGUUACUACGCUUUGUAUGGAGAAUGAGAAACUAAAAAAUGACAUAUAUUUAAGCAAAGCCGGUGAAGGAGAUAAUAAUCUAAAAAGUGUCUUAAAUAAAUUAGAAAUAGAAAAUAUAGAACUAACCAAAGAAGUUAAUAUUGGUUUAAAAAAUCUUAAUCUUGCAAAUAACUCAAUACAAGAAAAUAAAAAUAAAAUAUCAAAAUUAGAAUGGAAAAUUUCUUCAUUAGAAACUGAGAACGAAAAAUUAAAAACAAAACUUCAAGCCUAUUUUAAAGAAAAUGGUAAUAAAGAUAUUUUGAAACAAAAAGUUUCACAAUUGGAAGUGAAUAACAGGAAACUUAAACAAGACAUUGAUAAAAAAUAUAACGAACAUGAAAAGGAAGUGCACAUUCAAAUUAAUAACGAUAAUUUAAAAAAGUUACUAGUCGAUCAUGGAAACGACAGUGACCAAUUAAGAAAGAAAUAUGAAGAAGUAAUAAUAGAUUUAGAGAAAAGGAUAUCAGGUUUAAUACAGAAGUCUGAAAGAUUAGAAACUGAAAAUAAUAAAUUUAAAACAGAUUUUCUAGAAUUAGAAAACGUAAAACUAAUGAAGGAACAAAAUGUGAAAACACUUUUUUAUGACGCAAGCAUUGCUACUGAGGAUUAUAAUGUCAACGAAACGUUAACCAAAUUAGAAACUGAAUUCAGAAAACUUAAAACUGAUCUUAACAAUGCUCUUGCCGAAGCAAAAAAAUGUAAUGACUUAGAAAAUAUUGAAAAUGUACUUAAAAAACAGAUAUCUUCGUUGUUAUCUGAAAAAGAAGAACUGAAGAAACAUUUUGAAAAGACCUUACAGUAUGCAGAAAAUAGAAAUACCCGAGUUGAAAAGUUAAAAGAAGAAAAUUCAAAAAUAAAGUACAAAAUCAAGCAAUUGAAAGAUGAAAUAGAACAUUUAAAAAGAGAUCUUAAAAACGCCUUACACAAUGCCGAAAAGUUUUGUGAAAUAAAUGAAAAUCAUGACGAAUUAAAGCAAAAACAGAAAAUAUAUGAGUUAGAAAAUAAUUUGGAAAAAAUAAAGGAAAAUUUUGAUGCAGCAUUGAUAGAAGCAAAAUCUGGCAAUGAAAUUGCCAUUCAACUUCGUUUUGAUAAUUCAAAACAAAAACAACAAAUUUCUGAACUUGAAUCUGAAAUUACCAAAUUGACACAUGUCGCUGGGACACUUAAAAAAGUUCAUAAGGAUCAAGAAGAAAACUUUAAAAUAAUAAUUGAACUUGAAAAAGAUAAUUCCGUUUUGAAUAAGCGUCUUAAUGAUACAGAAAUGUUUAAAUCACAAAUUUUAAAUGAAAAUAACAAUUUAAAAUACAAAUUGCAACAACAACAAAUAGACAUUGAUAAACUUAACGAAGCCAUAAAAACUCUUACAGACGAACGAAAUGAAUUGUUGGAAAUUUUGGCGAAAGCAAAAGAAAACACAGUAAAAAAUAUAAUGGAAUCGACUAAUUCAAAGUUCAUUCAAAAUUUAGAUCCAUCAAAAACACCACAAAUUUUACAUGAAGAGAAUUUAGCUACAAAUAAAAAACUUAAGCAAAUGGAAAACGAAAACAAAACCCUAACAGCAAUUUUUCAACAUAAAACAACUGAAAUUCAAAAAGAAGAAUUUAGUAAAUUAUUAAAAGGGAGUAUAGAUAAUAUUGAAAAAAUAAAUGUAAAUAUUGACGGUGAUGCAACCGCUUUGCAGUCCGAUUUUUCACAAGAAGAAAAAGUAUUAAACAAUGAAAAUUCUGUUGAUGAAUUUAAUGAGAAACAGAAAGAAAAUGAGAAUAAAAAAUUAAAAGAAAUUCUGCAGAAAGUAAAACAAGAGUUGCUAGAAACAAAUAAUGAUCGGAAUAAACUGAAAAACUUACUACUAGACCAAAAAAGGAAAAGUAAAGAUAUAAAAACAAAAGUGGACCAAGUAGAAAUUCUAAUAAAUAACGAAAGAGACAAAUGCAAAGAGGAGCAAAUCAAAAAGAAAGCAUUGGAGGCGAAAAUCAAUCAGCUAAAUGAAAAAUUUGAAACAGUAAACAAAAAAUUGGAACUAAAAAAUAUAGAACUUAUCGAAUUGAAAACUAAAAUUGAGAAUUUUAAUAAAAGCGAACCUCUAAAAUCGAACAACAAAUUAUCUACAAUAACGCCAGAUUGUUUUCCACAAAAGGGACCAUCUUGUGAACUGUUAAUACGUGAUGAAAAUACUAAGAUAGCUCUUUUAAGAAAAAUUACAACUUUGGAAGAAGAAUUGGCAAAAAAUCAAAAACAUUCUCACCAAACAGUUAUAGCCAUGCAGUUUGCCAUAAAGCUGGAGAAGCAUCGUCUUCUUGAAUUAAAAGAGAAAUUGGAAAAAGAGCGACUUAAAAAUAAAAGGCUUUUAGGCUUAAAAUCUCAACCUGUAUUUAGUCGUUCAUCAGUCCAAUCCGAUGUACUACCAAAAGAGGAAAAUCAAAUGAAGCAUCACCAUAUAAAGGACAAAAAUAGUAAACCUAGAAUUGUUGAACAUCGAACCAGACAUACUAAAAAAAGAGAAUCUUCUCAAGUUCAUGAGAAGUUGAGGUCAAAAACAUCGAUAUCAAAUGAAACUCUUUUAAAAAUGAAUCUUAGCCAGGAUGAAACAGAUAAGCGACAUAAUAGAUGUCGUUCACCAAGUAAUACUCCUGUCAAAGAUACAAAUAGUCUCCCUUCGUCGCCUAAAUUGUUACGUACAUCGUUUGGUCCUGAUAAGUCUCCAAGACUGUUUUCCUCCAAAUGAACGUCGUCAUCUUCCUGUAAAUCAUUGGAACAGUUUCUGUAACAACAGCCUUUAGACGUUGUGAUGUAAUUUUUUGUAUAAUAAUAAAAACAUGUUCAAUACAUUGUUUGUUAUGUUAAAAAUAAUAUAUAAUCUAAGCUUUUAGCGAAUUCCCGAAAAAAAAAUCAAUCCCAUCUGAAGACCUCAGGGGAAAACGUGUUAAGAAAUGUUUGACAUCGAACUAAUUUGAGAAAAUAAUAGGUAAAAGGGUAUAAUAAUAUCUAUAUAAAAGUCUGUACAGGAGAAAAACGUGACGAGUCGUCUUUGUCUUCAUCUUUAUCUUUAUCGGUUGUAAGCAGAUAGGGUUAGGUUUGGCCCAGAACACUGCGUCCUCUUGGGUCUAUUAUAUUCCCCUGCUUUCCCCAUAUUCAGGUACUAUCUUUGGAAUAGUCCUGUGCCUUUGGUUAGUUUUAAUAGAUUCCCUACCAAGUGUUCCUGGGACGUUCUUUCCGGUUCUAGGCCGAAAAGGAUGAAACGUCGCCUAGUAAGAGCUUCGCAUUCUAAGAUCACAUGGUAUGAGGUUUCUUCCUCUUUCAUGCAGAGUCUACACGUAAUGGGAUCAUUGUGUAAUCCCAUCACAUGAAGGUGUUUCAGCAAGCAGUGCCCCGUUAGUAAUCCCACAAUGGUGGCUAUCUGAGGCCUUGCGAGUUGUAGUGCCUCAGUAGCCAUGCGUGGGUUUGGUCCACUUAGCAUGAGCUUACUGAUUCUGUGCCCUCUUAUCUGUUGCCAGUGAAUUUGGUGUUUUGUGGUCAUCCACCUGUUUACUGCCUGUCCUGUGAAUGGUAGAUCUGAUCCCUCUUUGGCGAUACCUUUGUGCCCUGGUACCCACGCUAGUUUUACCUUGUUGUGGGUUGCUAGAUCAUUUAGUAUUCCAAGACAGUUCCAGACAAGCUUUGACUUGAUUCUGUUUGAAUCAAGAGCCUUUAAGGCUGCUUGACUAUCUGAGAGCAUUAGGAUGGUUUGUUUUUUGUACUUCUUAAAUUCUCUCGUACACACAAUUCGAUUGCAUGUACUUCAGCCUGAAAUACAGUGGCAUGUUUUCCCAGCGAGACGAUGAUGUCGCAUUUGGGUUUAACUUCAUGUACGCCUUGUUAGUUUUAGAUCCAUCCGUAUACCAAACGAUUCCGCUAAGCAAGUAUUUAUCUAUCUCCUUAUUUACCUCGUUCCAGUUACAUUUGACCUGGAAGAGUCUGUUAAAAGUUAGGAGGGGUGUCAUGUGAUCUGAUCCCAUAUAUAAUAUAGAAUCACUUACUUCAUGUGUUAUUCUGGUAUUUUUUAUAUGUCCCAGAGGUUUCCCGUUGUUGGAGAUUUCCAGUCUGUAUGCACUCAUUCUGGCCUCCCCCUUUAUGACUAGGUCAAGGGGAGGGAGGUUUAGAAUGAUUUCCGUAGAGGCUGUCGGUGUACUUCUCAGUGCUCCUGUAAUACAAAGGCAUGCCAGCCUCUGUACUCCUGAGAGGGUAUUGAGGGAUGUUUUCUGGUUUACUUUUGGGCACCAAACAACCGCUCCAUAAGUUAUUAUGGGUCUUAUAAUUGCCAAAUAUAGCCAGUGUACCAUUUUUGGUUUUUUUCCCCAUGUUUUUCCAAAUGCCCGUCUCCCUACUAUGAGAGACAUUUUACAUUUGUUGAUCACUUUUUGUAAGUGUUGGUUCCAAGUGAGUUUGCCAUCUAGGAUCAGACCCAGAUAUUUUACUUGGUUCGUUUUGUUUAGCCUUUCUCCAGAGUCGGAGUUUCUAAAACCUCCAACCUUGUUUUUCGAGUAAAGGUUAUGAGCUGUGCCUCGUCAGGGUUUACCAAGAGGUUUUCCCUAACGCACCAUUUUUCUGUCAGCCUAAGAGCUCUUUGCAUGAGUUCAAAGACUGUUGUUUGGUGUUUCCCUCGGAUAAGGAUGACUAUGUCAUCGGCAUAUCCUUGGGCGUACAGCCCUUGAUUGUUUAGUGUUUUCAGCAGUUGAUCUGCCACUAGGUUCCACAGUAGAGGAGAAAGGACUCCACCCUGUGGGCAUCCCCUGUAGGGAUAUUCACCUGCAUGGUUUCACUGAACAUUUGUGCCUGUACUUGCCGUCCGCAUAACAUGUCUUCUAUCCACCAGCAGAUGGUGUCUUCCAUUCCAUGUCUGUAAAGACUUUAACCUUAUUUAAGAGCUGUAUUGGUAUUUACUGCCUUAGUCUCUAGAUUGACUUUGGGUGGCGCCAUCAAAAGGCAAUUUAAGGAUACAUGAAAACAAGUCAUAAUUUGUAAAUAUUUCUAGUUCCGAAUCUAAGAUGUCUAGUCAUGAGGCAACCACCUCUUUUUAAAUAACUCAAUCAGUACUUCUCCAUAUUGAGUGCAUUGCCCAAAAUUUUAAGUAAAUUUUUAUUUAGCAACGGCCCUUCUGUUUCAUUAAGAGAGUCGUCUUCUUUUUGAUUCAAGUCUUAAAAGAAAAACUCAAAGUAGAACCAUAAAAUGCAAAUAAUUACAAUUCACAAAUGGUUGGAUGUAAGUAACUGAACAUAGCCAUAUCUCCCAAUAUUACCUAAACAAUAUUCUUAGUCUUCAUAUAAAAUGUUUCUACAUAUAUGACCAGCUAUCACAAAAACAUCCCAUCUACGUUAAUAAGCUGCAAUUUUAGGCUCUUUAAGCUCACAUGCGAUGUACUUUUAAUGUAACCCUAAUAUCACUGAAACCACCGAAUGUCCGCAACGGCAAGACUUUUAUAGCACAUCUCACAGAGGUUACAAAGUGAAGUUCGGAAAACAUCACACUAGCACUUUUAGGGUACUUACCCUGAAAGUUGCUCUGAAACUUUCUAUAGAUGUUAUAAUGUACUUACUUAAUAUCUUUAUUUACAUUUUAAUAAAA
Psylliodes chrysocephalus is the source of this 11194-nucleotide messenger RNA. The record is from the annotation of a GenBank genome assembly. NCBI's taxonomy places the organism in Eukaryota, Metazoa, Arthropoda, Insecta, Coleoptera, Chrysomelidae.